AUGGACCCCUCUCGCCGCGAUGAGGAUCCUGCGUCAUUUACUGCAACUGUGUCUGAUAACACCACAACAACACAUUCUACAACAGCAAUAAAACCACCUAGCUCUACCCAUCCUCGUUCUCUUCAUCUUCCGACCGAUUCCUCCAUGGUCGCUAUUCCGCAUCCGCCAUCUCCUUCCGAUCGCUCAGCUUCGCGCUUAUCGCCCCCGAACCCCCCCGCGCGUUCGCAUCCGCCCCCUCGGCGCAUCCCCAGUUCUGGUUCCCUGGCGGAGGAUCGCCGCAAGUCCACCCCCAGCUUGAAGAAGCGCUCAUCAACAGCCUCGCUGCAUUCGAACCGAGGCACUUCUGCCUCGCCGCGUCCGAUCGCGUCGCGACACUCCUCAUCAUCUCCCUUCGGGACUUCCCCGCCGACCGCAUCUAACAUGGCCCCAGAGCGCUCUCUGCCCUCGGCGGCGUCGAUUGCAGCCGAGUUUCUGCAGAGGGAGAUGAACUGGCACCAGUCCACAGAUGUCCAGUCUUCCACUCUGGUGCUUCUACAUGACGCGUGCUACGGGCAUCGCUUCGCCCGACCCCGCACCUCCCGUACUGCCCUCAACUCUAUUGUCGAACGGCCAGAACGCAUCCAAGCCACCGUGCUGGGUAUCGCGGCCGCCUACAUCCGCCUGGCUCGUCGACACGCGGGGGGUCGCCACGCUCCUCACCCCGAGCUCGAUCCGCGCCAGCUGCCAGUGCCACCGUUCCAGAUUCGCAGGACCGCGCGCACGCUGUCGCUGCAAUCGCCGGCUGUGGCCCAUGUGCACGGGUCGCAGUGGAUGGAGGAGUUGAGGAGUAUGUGCAAUGCGGCGGAAUCGCGGUUGGCAACGAAUGGUCGGGAGCUGGUUCGACCCCGCAGUGCGGGCAAGGACAAUGCUGCUAUUAACAAUGCGCCGGCCCUUCACGAAGGAGACCUCUAUCUAUGCUCAGAGUCACUGAAUGCAUUCGAGGGCGCGCUGGGUGGCGUGGCGGAGGCAGUCGAGGCGGUCGUCGGUCCGGGCCCGACCAAGCGAGCGUUUGUCUGCAUCCGUCCGCCGGGUCAUCACUGCUCCUCAGGCCAGCCGUCGGGGUUCUGUUGGAUUAAUAAUGUUCAUGUGGGCAUCGCGCAUGCGGCUAUGAGCCAUGGCCUGACCCAUGCGGCGAUUCUGGACUUUGAUCUGCAUCACGGGGAUGGCUCGCAGGAAAUCGCCUGGGACCAGAACCAAAAAGCGUGCACAGCCACACGGAAUGCUGCUGCGCAGAAGAAAACCAUGGUGGGAUACUUCAGUCUACAUGACAUCAACUCGUUUCCCUGCGAAACGGGCGAUGCGGAUAAGGUGCGCAACGCAAGUGUGUGCAUUGACAAGGCCCACGGCCAGUCAAUCUGGAACGUUCAUCUGGAGACCUGGAAAACCAACCAGGAAUUCUGGGACUUGUAUGCCACCAAGUAUAGCAUUCUGUUGGAGAAAGCUCGCGCGUUCCUCCGACUUCAUACACAGCGACUGGUCGGCGCCUCCACUGGACCCCCGCCGAAGGCAGCCAUUUUUAUCUCGGCUGGAUUUGACGCCAGCGAGUGGGAGGGAUGCGGCAUGCAGCGGCAUGACGUCCACGUUCCGACUGAAUUCUACGCCAGGUUCACAGCCGAUGUGGUUCGUCUCGCUAAUGAAGAAGGCCUAGGGACUGAUGGGCGCAUCAUCAGUGUCUUGGAAGGCGGUUACAGCAAUCGCGCGCUGACCAGUGGUGUUCUCAGCCAUUUGUCGGGGCUGAGCGAGACAAGGGAGGUCGACGAGGAACAACAGAUCGAUCGCUUGGCAUCUGAGAUGACCGAUCGUCUGGGCUUAUCUGACACAAUGCCUCCUGACGCGGUGUACCCACAGUCCGGCUACGACAGCGAGUGGUGGGCACCGGAGGUGCUUGAGGAAGUGGAAGCGCUGGCGUAUCCGCCGUUGGCGCCCGUCAAACCCCGGGAGAAAGCGGCGCCGACUUAUUUCCAACCCACCCAGUCAUUUACCGCUAAGGUGGUGAAUCCGGCGCGCGAUCGUCGCUCGUUUGGUUCUUCUUACUCGAAUGUCGAGCCAGAGGCCCCGCCCUUGCCGCCGGUCGGCUGGGCCACUGCAGCCCAUGAAUUGUCGAAAAUUCUCAUCCCAACGCACCGGCAAACCAACAGCUGUCGGCCGGAGGAGUUGAACGCUGAGGCAUCGCGGUUGCGACGGGAGCGGCAGACGGCGGCUAGUAUUGCGACAACCAGCACCAAUGAUGCACCCCCGGAGGACAAGCGGAUGAAACUCAGAACGCGCAAGCCCAAGCCAUCGCUACCGCCCAGCCCCAAGGCUGAAACGCCGAAACGGCCGGCAGUCCGCAGCAGUCGCCGGACGACCAUUGAUGCACCUCCGGAAAGGGCCAAGGCAACGCUAGACCAGGCGUCACCGGGCUUGCCGACAGCAAGGAGGAAGAGUGCAGUCUCAGCCAGCCCACCGGUUUUGGAGUCGGCGACAGGUGAUUUGACUGCACAGGAGCUAUCCAAGGCUGCAGCUACCACCGCCGCUCUGGCUGCCACUGGCGCGCACAAGACCAACAGCUCUCGAUCCAGCACUCCCCAGCGCGACUUAAGCCUGCAGGCUGCGCCUCCUGUGCCACGAGCACCUGCGGCACCUCAGCUGGGAAAGUCGUCUAGCCCGGAUACUAAAAAUACGAAGGAUGAUGUUGACAGUUUGGAGGCCGGGGUGCGCAAGUUACACAUUAAAUUGAAGUUACCAUCGCCCGAGGAGAAUGCAGCUCGCGAGCGCAAGGCGCUCGAAGAACCUAAAGGCGUCAGUGCCCCCAACGCCACCUCGAAGACAUCCAAGCCGCCCAGAUCGCCCAAGCGGCCAGUUGUGAAGAGCUCUGCUCCUUCAGCAGCCAAAGCAGCCAGUCGG
Messenger RNA from Aspergillus homomorphus CBS 101889, 2925 nucleotides. Its product is annotated as histone deacetylase hosB. The transcript has a single exon. NCBI's taxonomy places the organism in Eukaryota, Fungi, Ascomycota, Eurotiomycetes, Eurotiales, Aspergillaceae. Gene Ontology annotation, cellular component: nucleus. Gene Ontology annotation, molecular function: histone deacetylase activity. The annotation marks the transcript as partial. The record is from RefSeq and is a predicted model, not a curated record.